Molecule: messenger RNA, 1620 nt
Organism: Coccomyxa subellipsoidea C-169
Lineage: Eukaryota; Viridiplantae; Chlorophyta; Trebouxiophyceae; Coccomyxaceae
Product: aminopeptidase
Exons: 7
Coding region: 127-927 (266 amino acids)
Source: RefSeq, a predicted model, not a curated record
CCAAUGUCCUUACCUCGGAUUCCCACAAAGUCGACUCUUCUAUCUGCAAGUUAACGGUGCCCUCAACCACUUAAAUUGCAGACUUGACCAGAUUUUGACCAGUGAGGACUAUCAGCGUUGUCAGCAAUGCAGGUUCUUAAUGUCAAUCGUCUUCCUUCCAGCUUUGCAAGGAUCUCAAACAGAUCAAGUCACGUACGGCAGGCCACUCGUUCAGUUCCCCUGGCACCCACCAUCAAGGCGGAGGACGUCCAGCUGGGUCAGGCCCUGCUGGACGCCCAUGCCAAGGCUGUGGAGCUUUUCAAGGUCAUUGAAUCUAAAGACCUAUUGAAGCCUGGCCGGACAGAAGAGGAUAUUAAUAAGGAGAUAUUCGAUCUGGCAGCAGUCAGCUUUGGCACGCGCAAGUACUGGCAUGUGCGGCUUGUGCGCACAGGAGAGAACACAAUCCACCCCAUACACGUGAAGACGCCUGAUCGCAUAUUGAAGGAGGAUGACAUCGCCUUCAUAGACCUUGGCCCUGUUUUCGAGAAUGUGGAGGCCGAUUUCGCCAGAAACUAUGUCAUUGGAAACGAUCCAGAGAAGAACAAGCUGUCAGCGGCAUUGCCCAAAAUCUUCAAGAAGUGCAAGGCUGAAUACCAGUCGCGUCCAGACAUGACUGGUGCUGAGCUGUACGCCUUUGUCCUCAGGACAUGCCAGGAGCAUGGAUACAAGUAUGCAAACACGUACUGCGCACACCUGCUGGGACGGUUCAGCCACAAAAUGGACUACGGGCUGGAGGAUGUCAACUUUGCACGCCCCGAGAACCACACGCCCAUGUCUGCAGCUGCGCCCAAUGGCGACACUCGCUUCUGGGUGCUUGAAAUCCACAUUCUUCAGGACCCUGCCAUUGGCAUGUACGGUGGCUUCUAUGAGGACUUGCUCAAUCUGUAAAAGGAGGACCCAAUCUGCAAAGCAAUGAAGUACUGCAGUAUGUUCCAAGAUUUGGCCUUUAUAUUCACCGAGGUGACAGCGGCUGUGCAGUGAAACUUUUUUAAAUGGUAUUCUGAUACAAGCAUGAUCUGCUAAAUAAGAUUCAGCAACUUACCUAUUCUGCAAAUGGCCCCUUUCUUACUGCCACAAUAUCUAAAUGUUAUUGCCUCACGGUGUAUGCAUUGAGACCUAGCCAGUCACUUUAUGAUCAGCCGUGUCAUGUCAAUUGAGUGCAGCAAUGCUGUUGCUGUUGUGGUCCAUGUCUUGGGACUACAUUAUGAUGAUCUUGGUGGAUCAGAUUCACCUCAGGUUGUAUGACGGCUGAGAAAUAUUUAAGUGCUUGAUGGUGUGGUAGCUAAUUAGCUUAUAAGUAUUCCCAGAAGAUAUCCCCAAUGAUCGUUCAUUGCAACAUGGGCGGCUUUUGCUCUUCUUCUUUCGCUAGUAGUGAGGAAGCCUUUACUUACUGCUGCCAGGAAGUCUCAAGACAGCAGAUUGGUAGGACAAGCCAAACAGCUAGGACACUGCCCAUGAGCUGGCGUCUAUGAUUUGAAACACUGUGUGGAAUAUUUGCAACAGAACAUUGUACGGCAGCGUGCAACAACAGGACACACACAAUCAUGUUAUACACGUGUUGUAAUGUACACAAUUGCAAUG